AUGUCUAUGUCAAAUCAGUGUGAAUAUAAUACCAAUUCCAAGGAAACAAGUGCGAUUCGUAUGGUGGUCAUGGUGUCGUUUCAAAUUCUGUCAAUUUUUGAUGGUUCUGGGAAACUUCUACUGAGUCCAAAGAGUCCAGAACUAUUGUUCAUACUAGACCUGUAUGCGAACGGAAAAUGUCUAUCAGAAAUCUUUCAAAAUCAAAAUGACAUUACACUGAAGGGAUCGGAGCAUAUAGCGAUCUGGAAUAAGGGGAGUGAUGAAAUUGAGGUACAUUACACCUCAAAUAAAUACAGUAUUGAUGAUGGCAGAAUUUCCAUCCAUAAUGUUUCUGAGGAGGACUCUGGCGUGUACCUAGGUCUUCACAUAUUGAGUUGCAUGAAGUUACCUCUUGCAGGGAUAUAUCAAGAAACUUGUCCUGUUACAGUAGAAAUCCAAAAACUAAAGCUUGUCGGAGUCCAUUUUGAAAACAGAGAAGAAACACCCUCUAGAGAAACACAAUCCGAAAACUUCUUUCAACUUUGGACGUCUGAGUCAGAUGAAGGAACAACCUGUAUAGUGCUCGUGACAGAGACACCAAGCGAAUCAUCGUCUUUCUUUAGAAAGAAUCAUCAGGAUGAUAACGGCAAUUCGAGACUGAUUUUUAUCUUAAAAUGCACAGCUUUACUCAGCAACGAUUUUACCUUCUUAUGGAAUACCGCCAAAGCAAAACCUCUGUUGAGAAGCAUUGAAUUAUUCUUGACCGAGAAAAAACAUUCAGUGGAAGAAUACAAGAAUGUCGCUUCUAAUUUAGUACCAUGUUUCAUAUACGAAUCAACUUCAAGUUACUUUAAAUUAUUGUCUGAUGACGCGCGGCUAGAGACUCUUUGGACUUUGUUCAACAGCUGCCGAUCUCCAAUGGAAGUCAUGAACUACAUUGCUGAUCAAAGAUUGUCAACACUCGCAAAGAAAUACUUCCGAUUAGAAGGAUACAGUCAACAUGUUGAUGAAACUUACAUUCUAUUGCCGCCUUCUGUGGCAAAUAUCUACCUGAAAAGUUUUGAGGAUAACAUUUUUAAAACUAUAGAAAAUCCUUGGGAGUCAAAUGAUACUUUUGACCAGAGGACUUGUACGGAGCUUGAAUGUUUUCUUCACUACGCACUUAACAGAGAUCUUCCAACAUCUGAAACAGUUUUUGAAUAUAUCCGAACCUCCGGUUAUGUGAAGGAAACUAAGGAAGAAUGUAUAAUUGUACCCGCUGAAUACAACGAGAAAGUCAUAGAGAAGAUGGACGUGGACAUUAUUGUUAAUAAAACAUUUAAAGAUGUUUCAAUUCACGAAGCUGUUGUAAAACUAUUAAGAAUUCCAGAAGAAGUAAUUGGGUGGAACGAUGAAAGAAAACAACGAUAUAUUGAGGAACUGAAGAAAGGGAAAUCUCGAAUCCAUCGAGCUAGAGUAAUAGUUGUUGGCUGUGCAGGAGCAGGUAAAACAACUUUGGUUGAAAGACUGAAGCAUCCAGACAAAGAUGAGAUGCCUAGAACUACCACAACUGUUGGUCUUGAUGUUCACAGAAAUGUGUUUCUAGUCGAAGGCGGGAAACUAAUAUUAAUGGGAGAUGCAGCUUCUUUGUCAUAUUCAAGAACCAGAGACAAAAUGAUUACUGUGAUGGACUUUGCCGGACAAAGUGCAUAUUACGCAUGUCAUCAAGUUUAUUUGACCAAGAGAGCUAUAUAUGUAUUAGUCACAGACAUGUCAAAAUCUAUGGAGGAAAAAGUUGGUCAACAUGUCUGUGACGCUGAUGGAACAAUUUUUGCAAACUGGAAAUACGGAGAUUAUAUUAGUUUUUGGCUUCAGAGCAUUCGGACAUACUGCGGAGAGGAGAUGCCUGUAGUUCUGGUGGCAACACACAAAGACAAACUUCAGGAGAAAUUGGACAAGAGCUUUUACGAGGAAAUUCUACAUUCUUUACCUAAAAAACAAAAUCUGAAGAAACAUUUGUCUACAGAGAGGUACUUUGAGAUUGAAGCCGCUCCCAGGGACAAUGAUAAGAUACUAAAAAUUCAGGAUCUUCUAAUUGAUCUCUUAACGUCAAAGAAGGAAGAAAAUUCAUACUCUCACUGGGGAGAAUUUAUCCCAUCCUUUUGGUUAACUGUUGAAGGAGAAUUAGAACAAAACAGAGAAAAAGUCAUGCGUGUGUCGCAAAUGAAAGACAGAUUCAAUUUAGAAUUUUCUGAAAAUAUUGAUAGAUUUCCUGAUAAAGUUCGACAUCGUUGGUUUCAGUUAAAGGUCAGACUUGGGGUAGAAGUAUCAAAAGAUAUUAAAAAAAUUCGGGACAUGCUACAAUUCUUUCAUGAAAUUGGGUAUAUUCUUUUUUUCAAUGAAAAGCCCUUAAACAAUGUAGCCAUUCUAGAUGUACAAUGGUUUAUUGAUGCAUUCAAAUCAUUAACCAUGGAUAAAAACCAAGCAGACGUAGCAAACGCUUCAAAUAAUUCAAACAAAAAAAUCCCAGCUCUCGAGGACUGUUUCCAAACUACAGAAGAUAUGGAUGAGUUCUAUCAAUCAGGAAAGCUACCAUGUGAAACUCUGAAAAAGUUCUGGAGAUCUCAUGAAGAUAAAGAUCUGAACGAAAAUAGUGACUCUAUUUUAAAAUACAUGGAACGUCUUGGCCUAUUAGCCAUCGGAAAAAUCUUUCAUUACAUACCAUGUGUCAACAAGAUGGAUAUCAAUAUUUCACAACUUGAGAGGAUAUCUGCAAGACAGCACAAAACACCAGUCUUACAUUUCCGAUUCAAGCAUUGCCUGCAUCAUUUCUUCUUCCAAAGAGUUGUCGUUGCUUGUAUGCACAAAUGGAAAUACUUAAAAAUAGAUGACAGAAUUCAAUUGUUCAAAAACAUUGUUUUGCUAGAACACAAACAAAGCGGAAAUAUCAUUGCUAUUGGUGUUAAUAAAACAGCGAUUCAAUUAUUGGUAUACAGUAGUUCAACAACUUUACAUCCCGCUGAUACAUAUAAAGUCCGCAAAACUGUCGAGAAAAUCUUGAAUUCUGUUGUACAAACUUUUCACAAAGCCGUGAAUUAUGAGGUAGGAUUCAGUUGCAUGGAGGAUGCCAAAGUAACGCAGGAAAGCGAAGGACGAUUUAUUUUAGAAAAAGAUGCACUUGAAAAGCGUGAGGAGGAAGGCAAUUGUGACUACCAUUAUGAAACACACCGUGUAAAUUGGAGUAAAAUGGUAAAAUAUUGGAAAAAAGACCAAGGCCAAAGGCUAUGGUGCGUUUCAAGAGAAACGAGGAAUUCAACAGCAGAAGGCUUCUCCAGAGAGGGAAAAAAUGACGACAUUGAAACUGGAAUAAACAUCGAGAUGCAAGAACAAGUAGUUAUUGAUAUAGACACACGUCUAUCUGAGAAUGAAAAUAUCAACAUGACUGAUGAAGAAUUAAAAAAGCAUUGCUGGAGAAUAUUUGAAAAACUCAUGAAAGUUUCACGGGAUGCAUUUCAAAUUUACUUUGACGAAAAAAUAUCUCCAUAUGAUCUACAACAGCUUAGCACCAUGGAGGAUGAAAUGAAAAAAUCUCCUUGCAAAUUUAAAAGAGAACAAAUGAUGAUUCUGUUUCCAGGAGAUGGAAGUUGUCCUUCAUCCUCUAAGUUUGACAUUACGAUAAUGUACAGACUGCUAAGAAACUAUGGUAACGAUGUACCUAUACCAAGCCAAGGUUGGGGAAAGACACCAGAGUUUAAGGACAUCAAAGAGACUGAUGACUUAGAAAGAAUACGGAUUCGCAGAAACAUGUUGAGUCAUGAAGGGUCAGAUAGUAGCAUGGAGAGGGAUGUAUUUAAAAUGUAUUGGGUGGAAAUCUCCCAGGCGAUAAAGCGAUUAAGCAAAGGGAAGCUUCAAGCAGAAUUAGAUGACUUGCAAAAGGAAGCAGGAGCAGGAAUCAUGGUGUAAAGAGAUAAAAUAAGAUGGUUAAUAUGUUGAACAAAUUUACUGCACCAAAUUAUUGCUGUUUUUAAUGUGUGAAAAAAUAAGGUUCUUUGAAAAUUUUAUUGUUCAAUGACAUUUUCAUGUACAUAAAUCAGUUAGGCUUUUUAAAGACAUAGUGGUUAUCCUUUGCUAGGAUAUAGCAUGAUAUUUAAGAUAAUAGAAAAGAAUACAGCCACGUGUCUUUAUAAUCAUUGAGAUAUAUGUGAUGUAGCAUUUUAUAGUUCUGUAUGUAUUGUCAGAGGCAACAAAAUAACUUACCUUCACUGAACAUGUUACUGACAAUCUGUUCAUAUUGACACUAGCAACAGUGUAUGGCAAUAUGUCUUUUUACUGUAUUGAAUAUGCAACAAAAUGUAAGUACAAUUUUGGGAAAAUUGUGGUCGGCAAUGAUAUAUGCCAUAAAAAUGUGCAUAUUUUGUCAUCGAAAAUAUUUUUUAACGAAGAUUAUAUUACUAGAAGAGAAGAAAGUGAAAUGUUUAUGGUAUUUUUAAUGGAUUUUAAAAACCAUGUUACUUGCACAACUUUUUUUCACAGUAAAAUUUAAUAUAAGCAGUAUUGUUAUUUUUAAAAACAGAUUUUUUUUAAAUUGCAGUAUUAGAAUAAGAAGUGACAAUUAUGUCUUGAAUCAUAAGUUGUUUAGAUGUCCUAUUACUGACCAUUGUGUUUUCAGCGUUUUCUCUGAAACCACUGAACCAGUUUUUACCAAUUUCGGUAUAUAGCAGUUAUAGGUAAAGGAGAAUAGAAUUUGUGACUUUAAUGACCCCUACAUUGUACCCACUUGGGGCCUCAGGGCAGGGACUAAAACCAAAAAAAUAUAUACAAUCUUUUAAAAUCAUUUUCACUCCUGGAUAUCACACACCCAAACUGUGAUUAUGAUUAUAAUCAGUUUUGAGCACUCUACGAUAAUUGAGAAAUUAAGGGACGCAGUGUCAUGGGUUAAAGUAUAGGGCGGGGAUCUAAUUAUUGUAUCUUUAAGUGAAAAUACAAGAAUUGUUUAAAAAUCAUCUUCUCUACUUCUGGGUAUUAACAAAUGAGGUUUCAUUUAGUUAUGAUGAGGGAGGAUUCCUUAAGCAACCGUAAAUAUGGAGCAACAAUGUCUGCUUUACAGGUAUGCACAUACAUGUACAUGUACUAACGAAGCGACAAUAUGUAUACAUGAAUAUACAAUUUUUCAGUCGGCAUAUUGUAGCCAACGAUAAUACGUUCAGUACGAUAAUGUGUACAACUACGGGUUAAGAUUUGUAUAAAGACUGCAAAAAUAUAACCCCUAAAAAUUAAAAUAGCUAUCAUAAGCUUACUCGAGUUAACUAUAGUUUUGUUAAUUGUCAAAAAAGUUUGUACAGUUGUCAAUCAAUGUAAAUGUAUAUUAACUGUGGUUUUAUACCCCGUAAUCUUUAUAUUUUAUUUUUUCUCCAUUUUUUUUUUUUACAUAUGUUUACAUUGUAUAUACAAUUGUUUCAUAGUCAGAGGCAAUACUGUAUAAAGGAAGUUUUGCUGCUUUUUCAUUUCGCCCCUUCGCCUUACCCCACAACGGCGAUUUUAACUCGGGCCGAAUUCAAAGAAUAUAGUUUUUUUUUUUUAGACAAAGCUAUUACUUGGCAAAUAUAAAAUUGUUUGUAAGGAUAAAAGGGGAAAAUAAAACGGGGAGAAAACAAGCUUGGUACAGCUUUACUUGUGAAUUCGUAUAUUUUGUCCAAAAUAAACAUAUUGCUGACAUUUAAGAGAUAUAAAGGUUUUAAAAUCAAAAUAGGUACUUAAGUAAAGUUUCAUCAUUAAUCAAAGUAAAAAAGAAUUUACUAUUCAGAAAACUAUGUAAAUGAAUAUAAGCCAAAAACUUUCUUUUAUGAUUAUAUCAGACAAUACUAGUAUUAGGUCAAAAUUCUUAUGAAAUUGUAAUUUGUUGCUAUGAAAAUCAAAUUUUAUUCAGCUUAUGCUGGUAAUUAUCUGCUAUUACAUUUGUUUAGCCAAUGAGUGCCAAUAAGUCCAAUGAUUGCCAAUAUUUACAAAUAUAAUUUCAAUAAUUCCUUUAUCAUACAGCUUAAACAUUUCCAUUGAUUUACGAUAUCGUAUAUUGAUGAUUCAAAUUAAAUAACUUGAAAUUUCCGGUAAUGGAAAUAUUUUCUGUCGAUAUUGACAGUCUGUCCCAGAAAUCUUCGUAACCACAUCAUUCCCAUGAACUUACUUAAUUAAUAAAUUCAAUAUUUAGUUAAAACAGAUAUUACCUACCAGCUGCCAAUAUUAAUAUCCAUCAUAAAUAUAGCCGUUGAGCAUUUGACAAGAUUUUUUUUUUUUUACAAUCGUGCGUUUGAUAUAGAACGUUUGCAUUCAAUUAGGAAUUCAAAAUCAGGAAAUACUGCAUACAUGGAAAUUUUCAAUUUUUGACUGCUUUUUUCGCCCUACUUACAGGUGGGCAUAUUUAGAAAUUUAGAACGGGUCGAAUUAAAAGAUCACAGUAUAAUCUCUUAACCAAAACUGUUACUGGGUGAAUUUUAAACGGGGCAGAAUUGUUUGUAAGAGUGAGAGAACGAAAAUAACAAGGGUUGAGAAUAAUCCUGUAUACAGUACUCGUUUACGAAAUAAAAAAAUGGACAUUGAGCACGAAAAAAAUGCAUUGUUUGUAAUAUUCUUUGUAGAUCUAUCACUAUUUGUUACAGUGUAUGGUUAACUUUUUUGCAUAGAAUCAAUUUUUAAGCUAAUAAUACGUCUACAGCUGUUUUGGUAUGGGCUUUUACAUUUAAGUGUGUUGAUUGAGUGGACAACUCUUCCCAAAGAAAGUCGUCCUAAGCACAAUUUGUCAUUAGUCAAAGAAAACUAGCCGUUGAUUUAAAACGACUCGCACACACUCAAAUUAACCCCAACCCUAACUCUAGCCAAGAACCAAACAGAGACAAAAUCAAUCGUAUGUUUUACAAGUAUUUCAUGUUUUGUUUUUGUUUUUGUCUUUGUUUUUUUUUUUUUUUUUUUAUUUAUUUGCAAAUAUUCAUUUUAAUUUGUAUCUGUUGUGUACAUGUUGGUCUGUAUAAGGGAACCUAUGAUGAUUCAAAUAACUAUAUUUUGCUUUUUAAGCUCUACAAACAUUCAAUGUUUAUAUCCAGUUCGGAUGUGUUAACGUAAAAAAGAUUUUCAUGAAUUUUUUAUAUCUUCUGAGAGAAAAAAACCCUUUGUUUUAAGUUAGUGUAUUGUUCAAAUAGAAAUUUAUAUACUUUUAAUGAAAGUCAUCAACAAUAUUAAAUUCAUAAUAAUAAUCUUCUCAAAACUUUAUUUAUCUAACAUAUCAUCUAACUAAAUAAUUCAAUUAAAACUAUUGUUAAAAGGUAAUAAG
Saccostrea cuccullata (small rock oyster) is the source of this 7279-nucleotide messenger RNA. RefSeq lists its product as uncharacterized. The record is from RefSeq and is a predicted model, not a curated record. The coding region runs from base 1 to 3921 and encodes 1306 amino acids. NCBI's taxonomy places the organism in Eukaryota, Metazoa, Mollusca, Bivalvia, Ostreida, Ostreidae. The transcript has 14 exons.